Molecule: messenger RNA, 444 nt
Organism: Cornus florida
Lineage: Eukaryota; Viridiplantae; Streptophyta; Magnoliopsida; Cornales; Cornaceae
Exons: 1
Coding region: 1-444 (147 amino acids)
Source: RefSeq, a predicted model, not a curated record
AUGAGGAAAAAACAUUACACCAAUGCCUGUUAUCUUUGCCUUGCGGAUUGGGAAUCAUUGGAUCAUCUUUUCUUCAAGUGCAAAUACAGUUGUGCAAUUUGGGAAUUCAUUCAGCAUGUGACAAGCUACUACACCAAGCCUAACAGUUGGAGAGAGCUCAUUGAUUGGUGUUCUUAUAAUUGGUCUCGUGGUAAAUGGCUCACUCAUAAACUUCUUCUCUCUGCAGCUAUCUAUUUCAUUUGGCAAGAAAGGAACACAAGGGCAUUCAGAAAUAAAUCUUCCCCUCCCUACCUCAUCAUAAGAAUGAACAUCAGAGCUAGACUUGCUUCAAUUCAACUUAAAAAUGGAACUGAUUUGAGCAGUAUCAGUACAGUGGCAGAAUUGCAGGAAUUAUUUGCCAAGGGUUGUCUAUUUGCUAAUGGCCAAACCUUGUUACUGAAUUAA